Molecule: messenger RNA, 1245 nt
Organism: Vanrija pseudolonga
Lineage: Eukaryota; Fungi; Basidiomycota; Tremellomycetes; Trichosporonales; Trichosporonaceae
Product: Putative alpha-ketoglutarate-dependent sulfonate dioxygenase
Exons: 3
Coding region: 1-1245 (414 amino acids)
Cellular component (GO): cytoplasm
Molecular function (GO): 2-oxoglutarate-dependent dioxygenase activity
Source: RefSeq, a predicted model, not a curated record
AUGUCGCCGCCCAUCGCAGUCGACUCCCCGUCCCCGCUGGAGGACUACACCGACCUCGUCACUUCCAUCAAAGCGGCCAACGACGCGCGCCCACAGGGCAAAUACUACGCAGGCUUCGGCACGCCCCCACCGAACGCGCUCAAGCGGUACCUCGCCGCCGGGAUCGACUUGACGGCCGGCUAUCCUGCAUACCCCGACAUUCCCGAGGACGUUGCGGCCGCCACGGCGUUCGAGAACCAGGGGCGCGAGGGGAGCUCCUAUGUCGACCCGGCGGGGAGGGCGGAUAAGGACAAGAAGGCGUUGUUUGCGGCUGCGAAGGAGGUGAACAACCUCACCAAGCACAUUGGGACGGAAAUCGUCGGCCUCCAGCUCAAAGACCUCACCCCUACGCAACGCGACGAGCUCGCCCUCCUCGUGGCGGAGCGCGGCGUCGUCUUCCUGCGCGACCAGGACCUGAGCCCACAGCAGCAGGUCGAGCUCGGGCUGCACUUUGGCGACGGGCAGAUCAAGACGGACAGCGUGCUGCCCCACGUGCCCGGGUUCGACCGGCUGGGCAUCAUCUGGGACUCUGCGCGGCCUGGCCAGCGCAGCUUCCGCCUGCCGUGGCCUGGGAUCCCGGCGCACGGGUGGCAUAUUGACACGGCGGCCGACCCGAUCACCAACGGCUACACGCACCUGUUCCAGGACACGGUGCCGAGCGACUCUGGGGACACGCUGUGGAGCUCUGGCUACGCGGCGUACGACAAGCUCUCGCCUGCGCUGCGCAAGUUUGUCGACGGCCUGACUGGCAUUUAUCGGUCAACGGUGACCUUCAAGAAUCCGGACAAGCCCGACGGCCCGCCCAUCCCGAUUCUGGAGCGCGCGCCCGUUGUGCGCACGCACCCGGUCACCAAGUGGAAGACGCUGUUCGUCACCCGCCAGCUGGUCGGCCUCGAGGGCUUUGACAAGAAGGAGAGCGACCACCUGCUCAAGUAUCUUGUGGACGUGGUCGAGAACACGGUCGACAUCCAGGUGCGCUGGCACUGGACCAACAAUGCGAGUGCCAUCUGGGAUAACCGUGUCGUCGCGCACACUGUCAGCCGCGACUUUGACGGAGAACGCCACGGCACACGCGUCCAGUCGUACUCUGACCGGCCCUUCUUCGACCCCGAGUCCAAGUCGCGCGGAGAGGCACUCGGCCUGCCGGGGUGGAACGUACCCGCGUUCGACACCGAGGCGCACCUGCGCGCCGGGUUCCAGUUCUAG